UUUCAACCCCAAACGUUUCGGAAAAUGUUAAAGAUAGCUUUUGUCAAAGGCAGUUAAAAUAACCUUCACAUCUUCCAAUGACAGGGACUGUCUGUGCCUAUACGGUUUAUGGUCUGUGCACUGAUCAGAGCAUGCAUUUGUAGUAUGCAUUUGUAGUAGCUGUCAUCAUUUCCACCUGUACAGUACAUUUAUUAGCAAACCUUGAUGGAUCAUCACUAAUACAAGCAAUAAAUAACAUCUACUUCACUCUCAUCAAAACUAGACAGCAGUGGGUUGAUAUUUGAUCUGCUUUUGCUGUAUUUGUUUAGAAACAGAACUGCUACUUAUUUACAAUAUCACGCGGGGUGGAGCCUUGCAGUCCAAACAUCAACAACUGUUCGUGACGUGUACAUGUUCUGCCACUGUGAGUGGUGGAGUUGGUGACGCUAACGCGCAAGUCAAUUUGGCGCCCUUUGGGCUAGACGAGUCAGGCGGGAUUUUUGGAAGACUGAAGCCAAACCUCCAGUGUACCCAAAAUACGGAAUUAUUGUUUAUAUGUGUGUUUAAUUCGUCGUUAGUAUCUAGAAUUGACUUUGCAGUUACAUGUUAAAACUUCGUUGUAGUUUCGUUACGCGUUUUGGGCAGCUUGCUAGCCGACUUUUUUCCAACUAAGGUUAGCCAUGUCAUCCAACAAUAGUCGGAUAUAGCUAGCUAGCUAGAUAUUAUAUUAAGAUAUUUAUUUCCCUAGACAGACAGUUAGAUAGCAAGCUAUCAACUUUGCCACACAAUGACAGUCCGCGUAGCUUAGAGGUUGUGUCUUCUAGAGGGAUCAAGGAGAAGAGCUGGUCAGUGAAAUUAUGGCUGGUGUCGUUGCUAUGGCAUCUGCCAUUGAAGAUUUUGAAACUCCGCCAUGCAAGAGAUCAUGCAAAGAUGCCCAUGCUCCUCCUGUCAAGAUGAUCACAAACUACUUUUCCCCUGUGCCCAAGCCCAUGGAGAAACCAUUCUCCCCACCCAGGUCCAACAACAUCAUGGAUUACUUCAGCCGGAAGACCACACCAGUUAGAGAGAAAGGUAGUACCCCAGAGCAGACUAAGGAGAACCGCCUGGGGCCCCAGCCCUCUGAAUCACCAGCCAGCCUAGACAGCCCUGUGAGGCUGCCAGCCAAGCCCCGUCAGAAACAGGGCAGGAAACCCAGCAAAGUUGCCCGGCAGUUACAGGAGGCUGAUGCUGAUGCAGGUUCCACUGAGACGGAGGAGUGUGUGGUCUUAGAGGGGCCAGGAGAUGGUGAGGGGUCAGAGGGCAAUGUAGUCAGCAGCAGCUGUGGCUUCCUGGGUAGUGACACAGCUGCCCUGCUGGCCCAGUUCAGUGCUGAUGCUGGCAUGGCUGGAGACACCUGUGGUAAGAAUGACCCUGGCGCGGCAUGUCCUGAGAAGGCUCAAAAAGACAAUCAUCCCAAGGUGUACUGUAAAAAAAGGGCUCCUCUGAAGAAAAAGGAAAGUUGUGACGGUUCUCCUAAAAUUCCUAGAAAAGACAAGGUGACUGUCAGUAAGGCUAAAGCCAAGCAGCAGGAGGAUAAGGAAACAGAGGAGUAUGUGCCCGAGAUCCAGGAGGCUGAGCUCUCUUUGUGUGAUGCAAGCUUAGAGGUGAACGUGGGAGAGGCGUCUCAGUUGAAUGGGAGCACCGUCACCAUCUCCUUUGAGGACUUCCUGCAGACUCAGGGCCAGGGAGAGGAGAAAGUGGGAGAGAAAAGCAGAGUCGACCCGGAGCCAGAAGACAUGUUGGAUGUACCCAAAGCCAAAGAGCUUUGUCCCCUGCAGAUAUCUCCUCGAACCCUCACCAUCCAAGCUGAGGUGCACACCAUUUCCCCCGGCCACGAGCCAGUCCUGGUUGCAGAGAAAAAGAUUGCCUCCAUCUUCUCCAGGGAAAAAGAGGGGAGCCUAGCACCUGUAGUGGUGAAGACUGCUUCCUUUCCUCAUCCCCAGUCUAGACUGGAGCUGCUGCCUGCCCCCAAAAGGAGGUCCAAUGUGGUCCUUCAGGAGGAGGACCUGGAGCUCAGUAUCGUUGAGUCUGAAUCAUCCACUCCCAAGUGCAGCCAGACUGAGCGGAAGCAGUUCAUGAGUGCUUUCAAGCAGCCAGCCAAGCCCGGCAAGGGCCCUGGGAAGCAGCCUGUGGACAAGGCCUUGGGGGAGGCUGUGGAGGAGGAGAACCACUCUGCUGCUCCAACAGAGGAGCAGACAGGUAAAAAUGCAGCUAAGAAGAAACCGCAGAGACGAGGGAGGAAGAAGGCCUUGGAGCAGGAGUCAGUUCCCUCACCCGCGGCACAAGAAGACCAUGUUCCCAUGGAGACUGACGCUGUGGAGACUGAUUCUAAACCCAAAGGGGAGUCCAACACUGAGGCUAAACCUGAAGCAGAGCCCACCACCUCCACACCAACAACAGUCAGGAGGUCCACCAGAGAAGCCCCUUGCAGGCAGAUACCUGUUGUUGAUCCAGUAACCCCAGUGAGGAAAACAAAAAAAGAAAGGGUGAAAGAUGUUGCAGCAGUCACCGUGGACUGCCCUGUCCAGAUGUCCACCCCGAAGUCAGACAAGUCCAGACACAGGGUGUUCAGAGCACAGAUGGUUUGUCCACCAGACAAGACAGGAAGUCCCAUCAGGAUGAAAUUUACCAGAGUCGUCUUCCUAAGCUCUGCAUCAAAGUCUGAGGGUGGAAGUGAUUUUGAAAUCCUAAGUCCCCUAGCUACUAAGGAAUCCAAUGCAUCGAAAAAGAGAGAAAAGGCAAAGAAGUUGGUGGAGAAAGCCCGGGAGAUACAGCAGAGUAAAAAGGCCUCAGCGGAUAAAGAGGGUCAGAGGUCUUUCCGACGCUCCACCCGGAGACAGGGCAAGAAGAGCUACAAUGAAGAUGAGGACUCAGUGGUUUGUGUGGAGGAUAGCCAGGAUGGCUCUGCUCCGACUGCCAAGGAGAAGGGAACAGCUCGGAAACGCAGUCUAAAUGAUGUAUUGGGGAAAAAAGCACCUGCCAGCAAGGAGGCCAAUAAUCCAGCAGUGGCUCCCAUGUUCCUUGGGAAAAAAGCACAGAGGACAUCAGUCAUAUCCAUCUUUGAUGAUCGCAGCCGUGAUGCUUCAGAGAACUCUCAGGAUGAUGAACAGUUCCGAGCCCGCAGAGAGUUCCUGAAGAGUGGCCUCCCAGAGUCCUUCAAGAAGCAGAUAGCCAAAACCGUUGCCACCAAUGAGGCCUACGCAGUCUCCUGCUCCUCCUUCCAGCCUGUAGUACACGUGCUGCAGACGUCACAGGAGUGUCCUCUCUGGAGUCUUCCAUGGCCUGUUUCUCCUCGCUUACACUUCCUGAAGGAGCUUCGAUGUCUACCAUCAAACCAGCUUCCAUCCCUCGAUAGUUCCACUUGCUGUAAGACUGAGCCAGCAUCCAGAGCGCACACUGAAAGGAGGUCUGGCUGGCGAGAAGAUUUCUCUGAGCCCAUUCGUAAGCUCCUAAUGGAGGAGAUCAGUGCAUCCAACCCUCCUUUCCCCGUCCAGCGGUUUCUCACACGCUUCCUGAAGAGGCGGGCGGACCACCUCCAGGAAUGCACAGCUUCAGAGGCAGACCCCAGUACCAAACUCGCCAGCAGUGCCCCAGCAUCGACAGAGCCUGUGGGGGGAAAGAGGAAGAGAGUGGAAGAGGGUGAGGGGGCAGUGGGAAAUGUGGCCAAGAAGCAGAUGUCCAGGAGGUCGGAGAAGAAGAUCAUUGUGAUCGACGGGGACACCAUCUCCCCCGAACCUGAGCCACCCAGGAGGGGAGGGCGAGGGAGGAGGCGCAAGCAACAGGAGAACGAGGAAAUGAAAACACCACUCCCCUCCCAAAAGGACCCUGUGGUACUCCUGGAGGACUCGCCACUGGCUAGCAACUCUGUUAAAGAUGACUCCGUAAAAGAGGAUGUGUUGUGGACAGAGAAGUACCAACCGCAGCACUCCAAUGAUGUCAUAGGCAACACUGCCUCAGUGAGGAGGCUGCACAGUUGGCUGAGGGAAUGGAAGCUUAGAGCUGACAGGGAAGAGAGGAAGAAACAGAAGGAAAAGAAACAGGAGGAAAAGAAACAGGAUGACGACAGCAAUGACUCAUGGGACACUGAAGACGGGGACUCUCAGGAGGGGGAAGACUUUAUGUGUAACACCCUGCUGAUCACUGGUCCCACGGGGGUCGGCAAGACCGCUGCCGUUUACGCCUGCGCCCAGGAACUCGGCUUUAAGGUGUUUGAGGUGAAUGCGUCGUCCCAGCGGAGCGGCCGUCAGAUCCUGUCCCAGCUGAGGGAGGCCACCCAGUCCCACCAGGUGGAUAUCCAGGGGGUCAACGCCCAUAAGCCGUGCUACUUCAGUAGCUCCACCGCCAGGCCUGGAUCCUCACCACGGAAAGUGUACUCUCCUCGAAGGGUGGUGUCCUCCCCCAGGAAGUCCCCCCGUGGAGCCACGAGGGGAGGCCUGGCCCCCACCUCCCUGGCCAACUUCUUCAAAAUGGGCCGACCUGGUCCCACCAACAAGGAACCUGCCAGUGCCAGCCAAGACCAGAAGCAACCAACCGCUGUUCCCAAGAAGACCAGUAAAGCCAAGGAGAGUUCCAGUAAGACUGAAGAGCCUCAGAACAGACCAGCAGCAGCAGCCAUCACCAAGGACUCCUCCAGUGAAGAGCAGAGCAAGAAGACAGCCACGUCACUCAUUCUCUUUGAGGAGGUGGAUGUCGUCUUUGAUGAUGACUCUGGGUUCCUGGCUGCCAUCAAAACGUUCAUGACCACCACCAAGAGACCGGUGAUCCUCACCACCAGUGAUCCCACCUUCAGUACCAUGUUUGAUGGCAACUUUGAGGAGAUCCAUUUCAAAACCCCCUCAGUGGGGAAGGUGGGGAGCUACCUGCAGCUGCUGUGCCUGGCUGAGAACAUGCGUACGGACGCCCGCGACGUCUCCUCUCUGCUCCACCUGAACGGUUGUGACAUCCGCCAGAGCCUUCUGCACCUGCAGUUCUGGAGCCGUUCCACAGGGGGGCGGAAGCUAUCCCGUCCCCUCCCAGACUCAGCCCCCACAGUGACACAACUCCAGCCAAAGACAAAGGAAACUGCAGGUGGCUCUGUGGUGAGUGAGGGGGUGACUCCAGCAGGACCCCUGCCCCCCUGUGACACAGGCUGCACAGAGAGCAUGCUGGGGCUUCUGAACAUGGAGCCAGAGAGGGAAAUGCAGGAUCUGUUCAAGAGCCAGUCCACAGUGGAGCCAGGUUGCUGGGAGCUGCUGACCACCAGCAAGAGGAGAGGAAUGGACCUGCUCUACUCCAACAUGGAGGCCCUGCUUCCCCUACCCACCACACACCUCACUGUCACAACCCACAGGCGGCCACAGGAAGUGAGCAACCGGACACAGGAAGAGUCCAGCGCUGAUCCACAGGAAGUAGCCACUAGUAUGAAUAGUAUAAAGCCAGAGAUUGAUCCACCACUACCACCUCAGACUGAGGUUGAUCCACUGCCCCACCCCAGGCUCCAGCAGGUGGCAGAGGGGUCAGAGACAGACGGGAGCCUGGUGAAGGUGUCCUCUAGAAUGAAGAAGAAGAAGAAGAAGCAGCUGGGUACCCGAGAGGACCUGGACCCCUUUCACUCAGACUCUGAUUCCGACGACGCCUUCCUCUCCCUCCACACUAAACCACCUCCCAACCCCCCUCAGACACAGACGGAAGGGGAGGACAGUCAGGACGUUUCUACCAGCAACAAGGUUGAACUAGAAUCUGUGAAGGCCAGAGAGGAAGAGGUAAAGGAGAAGGCCCCUCCCCCUGUGAGGAUGAGGGUGCCGCUCACCCCGGAGCAGAGGAUGAAGAGUGAGCCUGUGUCCCACUGCCUGGGCUCCCUGGCAGAGUUCCUCGACCACAUGUCCCUCCUGGACUCCUCCCUUUGCCACCACACCUCACCUGUAGGUGGUGCCAGACACACACACAGGACGUUCGGCCUGAGAGCCGAGACUAAAGACGGGAUGAAUGACGAGCCCAGGGAGGAGUGCCAUGGAGGGAGCUGGGUAGAGGGGGAGAGAGCGGGGGAGAUCCAGGCUGCUGUGGAGGCUCUGAGCUUCCAGAGGUGCAGGGCUGGGGUGGAGGAGGCGUGGGGUAAAGCUCAGGGUCUAGAGGGGGAACUGGGGAAGGAGGCUGUGAACGAGCUCACACUCCCUGUGGCCCCGCACAGACAGGGCUUCAGACUCACCCAGGACAGCCCCUGUGAACCAAAAGUUCUCCAGAAGAGGAGGGAGGUGAUGGACAUUCUACCCAGCCGAGUGGCAGGGACGCUGGGUAACAGACCUGCUGCAGCCCUGGACUUCCUUCCCUUCCUACGGACCAUCUGCCGAUCAGAGACGCUCAAGGAGCAGUUCAAGGUUAAACGCAGGUUCCUCCACUACCUGGAUGCCAUUCACCUGGGCCUUCCCAAGGACACUCUGCAAUACCUAGCAAAGGACUUCCCUUGAACUAGAGAGAAAUGCACUGGUGUUUCUCAAAUAGAGGGUUUAAGGACAUUCAGGUUGCCCAUUUUGAGGCUUGAUGACAGUAUGAAAGCAAUCAUUAGCUGGGUUAAUGUGAUCCUAACUUGAGUCAUAUUCAUUAGGUACCGAAUGGAAGAAAUCUGACACAAGGAGGGAGGGACUGACUACCUAAGCUUGUCGAAUUAGAAGGCUAGUUUUCUUUCUUAUCCCAUUGCAAAACGUUUUGCUACGGUGUGCCCUAAUGAAUACGACCCCUCAAUUGCUACUAAAAGUCAAUGACCAGAAAUCUGCGGAUCAAUUCCCUCUUGGGACCUGGAGUGAGGUUCAUCAUGGAUCCCUUUAAAGAGUGCUGAAACACUAUUCACCUCUUCAAUAUGCAUUUGUACUGUAAUAUAAAAAUGGGAGUGUGUAAAUGUGUAUCAGUACAUUUUAUAUUUGUGGCUUUUACAAAGAUGUGCCUGUUUUUGUAUUCUGCUGUGCAUUUGGCAAAGUGUUUCAUGAACUAAUAAAUUCACAUGUUAUAUGCUGA
This is a messenger RNA of Oncorhynchus nerka (sockeye salmon), 7005 nucleotides long. RefSeq names its product ATPase family AAA domain containing 5a (gene atad5a). The transcript is spliced from 22 exons. Lineage: Eukaryota; Metazoa; Chordata; Actinopteri; Salmoniformes; Salmonidae. Gene Ontology annotation, molecular function: ATP hydrolysis activity; DNA binding; ATP binding. Bases 837 to 6461 code for a protein of 1874 amino acids. Gene Ontology annotation, cellular component: nucleus. The record is from RefSeq and is a predicted model, not a curated record.